AUGUCUACCCAUUCGACUUUUCCCGGCUCGGAGCUGAAGCCCCUGUGCGCCCGCAUCCUUGCGUCCGCCGCGGUCCUGUCGGGCCUGUGGACCAAGUGCCCCGCGGCCUUCUCCGGUUCCGGGCCCACGCUGGGCCUGAGGGCGCUGCUGCGGUGGUGCCGGCGGCUCAGGAGCGCAAAGCUCGUGCUGGAGCCCGUGUUCGUGGAGGAGGGCCGCGCCCUGCUGCUGCGCGAGGCCGCAGCGACGCUGCUGGGGCGGUUGCCCGACCCGGACCUGCGCCGUGAGCUGCUCGCGGGCAUCGCCCAGAUCUGGGGCCUCGCCCGGGGCGUCGCGGACACGCUCCUCGACGAGCGCCCCAGUGUCUCGGUGGCCGCGGGCGAGGUGGCCAUCGGCCACGUGGCCCUGCCGCGGCGUCCCCCGGAGGACGCCGCCGCGCCGGCGCCGGGGGCCCCGUUCGCGUACACCUCGGUGCACGCGCGCGUGCUGCAGGCCCUUGCGUCCAGCAUCCGCUGCGACGAGGCCGUGCUGCUUGUGGGCGACACUGGCACGGGGAAGACGUCCGUGGUCCAGCACAUCGGGCAGCUUCUGGGGAAGGAUCCGAAGAAGGGGUAA
This is a messenger RNA of Prorocentrum cordatum, 612 nucleotides long. Lineage: Eukaryota; Dinophyceae; Prorocentrales; Prorocentraceae. The record is from the annotation of a GenBank genome assembly.